Zingiber officinale is the source of this 1889-nucleotide messenger RNA. Its product is annotated as protein EARLY-RESPONSIVE TO DEHYDRATION 7, chloroplastic-like. The record is from RefSeq and is a predicted model, not a curated record. The transcript has 4 exons. Gene Ontology annotation, cellular component: plasma membrane. Bases 131 to 1549 code for a protein of 472 amino acids. NCBI's taxonomy places the organism in Eukaryota, Viridiplantae, Streptophyta, Magnoliopsida, Zingiberales, Zingiberaceae.
CCGUGCCAUCCCUCUCGACCAGCUUCUCGACGCUGUCUCAACGCGUAUCCCCAUCUACUUGCCUUCUCUGCAAAGUCUCCGCCGCUGCUUUUAUUGCCACCCACCUUCUCCCAAACGCCCCAAGGCCGCCAUGGAUUCCCAGAAGCCGUCGCCGCUUUACCCUAAAAUCACUGACGACUCCAAUCCCCAAAUCCACUCCCCUUUCCCCUCCUCCUCCAAACACUCCCUCUAUCCCUCCCUCGACUCCCCUUCCAGUCCCACUCCCUCCCCUCCCCCCUCCGCCCCUUCCCUCUACCCUUCGCUCGACAUGUCCGAUCUCGUCGAGAACCUCUUCCCCGAUACCUCCCACGGCGAUGGCGUCGACGACGACAAGCAGACUCUCCUUCCGCCUCCCGUCGAGGAAACCAUCAUCCGCAUCCCCGGCGCGCUCCUCCACCUCAUCGACCCCCACCGCAGCGUCGAACUCGCUGCCGGUGACUUCUCCCUCGCCCGCCUCCGCCAGGGCGACAACGACCUCGCCGUCCUCGCCCGCGUCGGCGACGGCCUCGUCCAGUGGCCCCUCGCUCGCGAUGAGGCCACCGUCAAGCUCGACGACUCCCACUACUUCUUCUCCCUCCGCGUCCCCCCGACCUCCGUCGGAGACCAAGACGACGGCAGCGGCUGUGAUCUGCUUAAUUAUGGCCUCACCUUCGUUGCCAAGGGUCAGGAGGGCCUCCUCGAGGAGCUCGACCGCCACCUCCAGGCCUACAGUAGCUUUUCCGUGCAAAGGAUUGAAGUCAAGGGCAGGGAUCUGCCUUCGGCAGAGGUGCUGGAUGGGUCGGUGACCAAGGAAGUGACGCCGGAGGAGGGGAUGGGGCCGAAGAAGCAGAUGUUGGAGGAGCGAUCAGCGGCGUACUGGACGACCGUCGCGCCGAACGUGGAGGAGUAUAGCAGCUCGGUCGCGAAUAUGAUCGCCAAGGGUUCCACGCAGCUCAUCAAGGGCAUAUUGUGGUGCGGGGACGUUACGGUUGAUCGGCUCAAGUGGGGAGAGAAUCUUCUGAAGAGAAGAAUAGAACCAGGUUCAAAACCCGCAGAGAUCAGCAAAGACGCCUUGAAGAGGAUGAAAAGGGCGAAGAGGGUCACAAAAAUGUCAGAGAAAGUUGCUACUGGAGUUCUCUCUGGAGUUGUGAAGGUUUCUGGUUUCGUCACGAGCUCUGUUGUAAAUUCAAAAGUAGGCAAGAAGUUCUUUGGACUUUUGCCCGGGGAAGUCGUCCUUGCAUCUCUAGAUGGUUUUGGGAAAAUUUGUGAUGCUGUGGAAUUGGCCGGCAGCAAUGUUUGGCAAACAUCUUCAGUUGUGACAACUGGACUUGUGUCACACAGAUAUGGUGAUCAAGCAGCUGAAAUCACACAUGACGGCCUUGGAGCUGCAGGGCAUGCUUUAGGAACCGCAUGGGCAGUCUUCAAAAUCCGGAAGGCACUUAAUCCUAAGAGCGUCAUGAAGCCAUCAACGCUAGCCAAGUCUGGCCUCAAGGCCGCUGCAAACGAAGCGAGAACGAGCAAGGGUAAAUGACGAGAGAGCUGUCAUGUUUCAUUCGGUAUGAAAAUGUCCUGCAAUGGCGCUUUCGAGAUGUUCACUUUCUUGGCCAUGGUUUGACGAGCUGGUUUUGUGUUGGUGAUGGUCGUGUUCUAUUUUAUUUGUUGUUUCGUUUUUGGGCCUUUUGCGUGUGUCGAUAUUAACUACCAAAACCAAGAUUUAUGUGUCACAUGUAUAUGUUACAACGAGAUUUAGGUAUCGCAUGCAUGUGCUAGGACAAGAAUCACUUGUAUGAUAUUGUUGUCUAGUAUGGUGCAUUUAGCCGGAAAAAUGAACUUGAAAUAUUAAUUGAAACUAUGAUUCUUUUUUAUUAUUA